This is a messenger RNA of Loxodonta africana (African savanna elephant), 2771 nucleotides long. RefSeq names its product natural killer cells antigen CD94-like. The record is from RefSeq and is a predicted model, not a curated record. The transcript has 7 exons. Gene Ontology annotation, biological process: stimulatory C-type lectin receptor signaling pathway; positive regulation of natural killer cell mediated cytotoxicity. Bases 180 to 743 code for a protein of 187 amino acids. Lineage: Eukaryota; Metazoa; Chordata; Mammalia; Proboscidea; Elephantidae. Gene Ontology annotation, cellular component: external side of plasma membrane; plasma membrane. Gene Ontology annotation, molecular function: transmembrane signaling receptor activity.
UGUGGCUCACCAGUAGAUGCUUCAGGAACAUCCUGUAAAUACACAUUUUUUGUUUCUCUUUUUCUUUUAAAUUUCUCCGGAUUCCUUUGCUUCCAGCCCAGUUCUGGGAUCGAACACCACUCUUCCCCAGCAAGCACUCCUUGUGUUUUCCCUGCAUCCACCUUGGGACAUCAUCUCUCAUGGCAGCUUUUCAGAACAAUUUAUGGAACCUGAUUUCUGGAACCUUGGCAGUAGUGUGCCUUUUGUUGAUGGCUACUUUGGGAAUUUUGUUGAAAAAUUCAUUUUCCACACAAAGUACUCAGCCAACAUCCUCUCCAGGAUCCACCGUAGAACCCCAAGAAGGCUCUGACUGCUGUUCUUGCCAAGAGAAGUGGAUUGGGUAUCGAUGCAAUUGUUACUUCUUUUCCAAAGAACAAAAAACUUGGGCAGAAAGUAGGGAUUUCUGUGCCUCUCACAAUUCCAGUCUUCUUCAGCUGGAAAGCAAAGAUGAAUUUAGGUUUUGGAUCUCCAGUGGACUUUAUUACUGGAUUGGACUCACUUAUAAUGAAAAACGUGUUGCGUGGCUGUGGGAGGAUGGCUCUGCUCUCUCCCGGUAUCUAUAUCCAUUUGUUCAAAUUCUAAAUCCACAGAGCUGCAUAUUAUAUGAUAGUGAUACUAUUUUGGAUGAAGAUUGUGAGAAGAAAUAUGGUUUUAUCUGUCAUUUCUUACCUGUUGUUAAUGGACCUGUACAUUUUUUAGUAUAAAAAGCAGUUUUGUCUUUGAUUAUCAGUCGGUGGUUACCAGGUUGUAGGAUUCCACCAAUAAUCCUCACCUUCUGGUGUUUGUUUCUGUCUAUAAUUUCCUCCCACAUGGUAUUAGGUUUGACCUGUAUGACCAGAAGAACAGCAGUACAAAUGAUGGCAUGUUGCUUCUGAGGCAAGGUAGUAAAAGAAAGUGUGAAUUCUGCCUCUUUCCUUUUUCCCAGAUCACUUGAUCUGGGGGAAGGCAGUUACCAAGUUAUGAGCUACCCUGUGCAGGGGACUGUGUGAUGAGGAAUGGAAGCCUCCUAAAGAAAGUCACAAGGAACUGAGGCCUCUUGGCAGGAGCCAUGUGAGUGAGCCUUCUUGGAAGCCGACCCACCAGCCAGAGUCAAGCUUUCAGAUGACUACAGCCCAGCAGACUUCCUGACAGCAACAAGAGAUCCUGAGCCAGAUCCAUCCCUAAAGCUGUUUAAGGAUUCCUGUCCUUCAGAAACAGUGUGAAAUAAUAAAUGCUUGUUGUUUAUUUAUUUGUAUAAACUUAGGGAAUGACACCUGUGAGCCUCAUCCGCACCUGGAUCUCAUGAACUCCUGAACUUCGAGCUGAUGAUGUAAUAGGAUGAUACUUUUGGGGGCCACAGAAGGGGAUGAAUGCAUAUUGCAUGUGGGAAGGGCAGAAAUAAUUGGUGGCCAAGGGCUGGACUCCUAUAUUCAUUCUCCUAGAUGGCCCUUAAUUGUUCCCACCUCCUGAUAUUCACACCCUUUUAAAAUAAUCAAACAUAUUCUGUUAAGGUUGAUCUGUGUGAGCAAUAGAUUAUGGCCAGAAUUAUGGGAUGACACUUAUGAGGACAGGCCAUAGAAGACAGUGAGGCUUCUAUAUUUCAAGGUGCUUGGGAAAAUUUUUAAUCUCACCAGCAGUUUAUGUGAGUUUGUGUUGUUCCUUUUUCUCUCCAGCACAUACUAAAUAAAAAAGAAAAAUCCAAACCUGUUUUGGUCAAGUUGAUUCCAACUCAUAGCAACCAUAUGGGACAGAGUAGAACUGCCCCCUAGGCUUCCCAAGGCUGUAAACUUUACGGAAGCAGACUGCUACUUCUUUCUCCCAUGGAGCAGGACUUUUCAGUUUGUAGCUGAGCACUUUAUCCACUGUGCCACCAAGGCUCGUAUGUUUGUGAAACUAUCACACAUCACAUUCAUCAAUGUAGAUAACAUAUACAUUACCCCAGAAAAUCUCCUAGUGAACCCAUGGAAUACCUCCCUCCUGCUCCUAACCACACAGAUGACCAUUCCAUGGCAUUUUGUUAGCAUAGAUGUUCAUUUUCUAAAGCUUUGUAUAUAUAUAUAUAUAUAUAUGAAACCAUGCAGUUUGUACUUCUUUUGUUGGGAGUUUUUAGCUGAACAUAAUUAUUUAAAUAUUUUCAGAUUGAUUUGUGUUGUUACGCAUAUCAAUAAUUGAUUUCUUUUUAUUGGUGAGUAGCGUUACAUUUUAUGGGUAAAACACAAUUCAUCCAUUCACUGGCUGAUAGACAUUUGGGUUGUUUCCAUUUUGGGGUUAUUACUAGUAAAGUUACUAUGUGUAUUCACUCACAAGACAGUGCUUGGACAUAGAUUUUAAUUUCUCUUGGAUAAAAAUAAUUUUCUAGGAGUGGAAUGGUUGGAUCAUACAUUGUUACAUUUUUAAAAAUGUGCAUGUUUACAUUUUUAAAAACCUGUCAGACUGCUUUCCAAAGGGAUUGUUCCAUUUUAUAUUCCCAUUAGCAGUGUUUGAGAGCUCACUUCCUGCACAUCUUGGCCUGCGUUGGAAUGAUCUUUAGACUUUUAGCCAUUCUAAUUAGUGUGCAGUAGUCAUUCAUUGUGUAUUUAAUUUGCAUUUUUCUAAGGAAUUAUGUUUUUUAACAUCUAUUGAUUUGCUUAUUUGCCAUAUGUACAUCUUUCUUGGUAAUUUUUCUGUUCAAAUAGUUUGCCAAUUUUUAUUGUUUUUACUUUCUUAUUGAGUUUUGAUAAUUUUUGUGUAUUCUGUAUGAAAGUCCUUUAUCA